This is a messenger RNA of Athene cunicularia (burrowing owl), 1039 nucleotides long. It is a transcript of the gene ABI3, whose product is annotated as ABI family member 3. Lineage: Eukaryota; Metazoa; Chordata; Aves; Strigiformes; Strigidae. Gene Ontology annotation, biological process: regulation of cell migration. Gene Ontology annotation, cellular component: lamellipodium. The transcript has 4 exons. The coding region runs from base 14 to 517 and encodes 167 amino acids. The record is from RefSeq and is a predicted model, not a curated record. Gene Ontology annotation, molecular function: SH3 domain binding.
UGAGCCCAGCACCAUGUUGGAGCUGGAGCAGCUGCAGCAGCGCGACAUCCCCGCGGGCCGGCAGGUCCUGCGCGACCACCACUGCAACCUCCACAGGGUCGCCGACUACUGCGAGAGCAACUACCUGCAGGCCAGCGACAAGCAGAAGGCGCUGGAGGAGACGAUGGCUCUGAGCACGCAGUCCCUGGCCAGCGUGACGUACCAGGUCAGCAGCCUGGCCACCGCCUUCCUCCGGCUGCUGGACCUGCAGGCGGCCGAGCUGCGGAAGGUGGAGGCCGACGUUGGCUGCGUGGCCCAGAGGGUCGACAUGCACAAGGAGAAGGUGUCUCGCCGGGAGAUCGGCUCGCUGACCGUCAUGGUGACCCUCUACCCCUACACGCGGCAGAAGGACAACGAGCUCUCCUUCCAGCCUGGCACCCUCCUCUUCGUCACGCGGCGCUACUCGGACGGCUGGUGCGAGGGAGUCAUGGGCGAGGAAGCGGGUUUCUUCCCUGGCAAUUACGUGGAGCCCUUCUGAGCGCCGGUGGCGGGCAGCACCCCCCUGUACCCCCCACCCUGGAUCACCCGCCCGGCUUUGGCCGCAUCCUGCUCCUGCUCGGGCCUUUGAACGGCGACUUUGCACAGCUCAGCCCUCGCCCGGGCAGCCUCCAGUGCCCGCAGCAUCCCCCUGCCCAGUCUCCCAUCCUCUUUAUAUAUAUAUAUUUUUUUUAAUUUCACCCCCACUGGCUGCGGGUGGUGCUGGGAAGGUUUAGCACUGGGGCACUGCACCAAAGCACAGAUAGAGGAGGCGAGGCCAAACGCCCACAGGGACGAGGAGGAGCUGUGGCCGCAGGGAACCUGCUGUCCCCAUCAGCUCGAGAGGCGGAGGGGGAUGAGCCAGGCCCCAAACCUGCACCAAAGGGGGUUCCCACAGGGUCCCCCCGCAGAGCAUUGCUUGUAGCCUGGCCCUGCUCUGCUGCUCCCCCUCCAACGCUGUCCCCCCGCUUUCAGCAGCCCAGGGAAGAGAAACAACACGUAGGUGCAACUCAGAGAGCCGUUU